Messenger RNA from Anguilla rostrata (American eel), 7603 nucleotides. RefSeq names its product protocadherin gamma-C5-like. Gene Ontology annotation, biological process: homophilic cell-cell adhesion. Gene Ontology annotation, cellular component: plasma membrane. Lineage: Eukaryota; Metazoa; Chordata; Actinopteri; Anguilliformes; Anguillidae. The transcript is spliced from 5 exons. Gene Ontology annotation, molecular function: calcium ion binding. The record is from RefSeq and is a predicted model, not a curated record. Bases 1739 to 4732 code for a protein of 997 amino acids.
AGUGUUUGGUGUCAUUCGUAUUAAUAUAUGUGUUCACGUGCCCACUACUAACUAGCAAACACGACACGUUGUGAAAUAUUGUUGGGUUACCUAUAAUACAUAUAGAUUUUUUGGUUUGGAUACUAAACGUGAUUAUCGUCGCAGACUUUCUGUGAAAUUGGACCAUGUAGUUACUUGCUUAUUAUUUUUAUAUAGCAUUUUCUUUUGUGUUUAUUCUGUCAGUCUGUGUGCCGUGUAGUUCGGGUGCCUUUUCUGUUUAGAAUUUUGUAAGAAAUAACAAGCUGAAAUAAUUUGUUCGGUUCGUUUACUUUAAAAACGACGAGGACACUGAGCUCGACUGCUUUAUUAUUUAUAUAUACCUUCAUUGAUCCACAAACAACAUUUCUGAACAUUACGUUCUGCCGAAAAGUUAUCGGUUUAAUAAUUUCCCUAUGUUUAGAAUGCGGAGCUGUCCAAAAGCUUGGUUCUGAAAGUGAAGAACUUUGUCAUAUAAGGAUUCAAAACCUCUUAAUAUUCUUCACGUCCAUAUCACUUGCUUUUCGGAAACGCCUGUCUUUGAAUAUCACGCGACAUUAACAUUGAAUCUGAGAAAGUGUGUUUCAAAUCUUAGCCAUUUAGGUUUAUUGUAAUUUUGGUAUGUUGCCACCGAAGUGAAUGCAAUAUUCCAUUGCUUGAAAAAGUGGUGUACAAAUUCUCAAAGUGAAAGGUGGUUUAUUUGGCAAAUCAGCUGAUCACUUGGCUCGAUGGCUUAUGUUCCUGAUUCCAAAUACUUGUUUGAAUCUGGUAGUACUUUUCCUUCUCUUUAUUUAAUAACUGGUCGUAUAGUAGGUGUUUACACGAAGGUUCCAGAUAUAUAAACCAUUCCAAUGAUUAAGGCGUAAAAUCAGAAAUGUGUGAUUAGAAUGUCCUUAACUGAGCAUUGUAUUGCUUUUGUAAUAGUAAAGAUCAUUACUUGUUAUUCAAAGAAAUUGACUUCUAAAACACUGAUUUAGAUUUUUGGAGAGAAAUAAAACGUUCCAAAAAAACCUACUCUUCCAAUGGUUAAUGACAGGAUAGGAAACACAGAUGCGGAAAACCCUUUCAUAUAAUGCAUUGGAAACUACAUUCGCUGAUAUGUUCAAUGUGUUCUUGUUCUUAAUGUAGUCACAACUGUGGAACAAAAUAAAGUUACACAUGUUUGUUUGAACUACAAUGUCAAGACAACAGACAUGUAAUAAUAAAUUUGCCUGAUGUCUGUAUUUGCUUCAAACAGAGAUUGUAAUGUAGUACAUUAAAACACCAUUGAAAUUCCAAUACAAUCUAAAAAGACAGUCCCACAGUGAGACACAUAAAUCCUUAAUGCAAUCGCAGGUAUUGUUUGACUGUUUCUUCAAGGUGCAGUACAGCUCCUAUUGGAUAAUGUAGUGGGGCACCGUGGGGCAAAUAAUUAUCAUAUUUUCUUGUUAAAGUUUUUCUGAUAUGCCAUCAGAAAUAGUGUUGAAAUAGUGUCAUUUGCCUUUAAGAACUUGAGAAUAAUUUCUAUUGGAGCAGCCGGUGCUCUGCUGUGCACCAGUAAGAGAGGGACCUGUACAAAGAGAUCCACUCCCUCCCCCAGCCACAGCACGGUAACCCUUACAGUGCUCAGAGCUGGGAGAGACGGAGCUGCGCUGAGAGCAAUGGGUAGUUCUAUUAUAUUUAGCCUCAUUUCUUUUGCUGCAACAUCUAAUAUUAUUUUGUUGUUGCAGGUGUAUAGGCUGCUAUGAUAUGUUUUUUUAAACAGACAUGCUCAUUCGGAUUUGAAACGUAUUUUUUCACAAUGGUGACAGGGCAGCGGAUAAAGCUUCUUGAAUGGCAAGAGCUGUGGCUGGUUUGUUUCUUUCUCGCGUGGAAUACAAUAGAUGCACAGAUUCGCUACACCAUUCCAGAGGAACUAAGUCAUGGCUCUGUUGUUGGCAAUAUAGCGAAAGACCUGGGUUUGGGGAUUUCAGAGAUUUCGGAUCGCAAGCUGCGGAUCGCUUCCGAGGGUAAGCAGUAUUUCAGUGUGGAUUUAGGUAAGGGAGAGCUGAUCGUGAGCGACAGAAUUGAUAGAGAGACUCUGUGCGGACAAAGCGCGAGUUGUUUGUUACCAUUGCAGGUUAUUAUAGAAGACCCACUUCAGCUAUUUCGUGUUGAGGCUGAAAUUCUGGAUAUAAAUGACAAUUCUCCUAAAUUUAAUUCGAAUGAAUACGUUCUGAAUGUGGCCGAAUCCACUUUACCAGGUGCUAGAUUCCCUUUGGAAACAGCUCAGGACUUAGAUGUGGGAGCCAAUAUGUUGCGUUCUUACGUUUUGAAGAAAAAUGAACAUUUUUCUUUGAAUGUUAUAAAUAACAAGGAUGGGUCUAAACUCCCCGAACUCGUUUUAGAAAAAGCAGUAGACCGAGAAAAACAGUCAAUUCACCAUCUCGUUCUCACCGCUGUUGAUGGGGGGAGUCCUGCAAGGUCUGGAGAAACGCAGAUCACGGUUAGGGUUCUCGACAACAAUGACAAUGCGCCCAGCUUUGAAAAAACUCAGUAUGAGAUUGCAGUGAGCGAAAGUACACCCCCUGGAAUGGCCGUAUUGACCGUUAAAGCAGUUGAUUUAGAUGACGGUUUGAACAGUGAUAUCGUGUAUUCGUUUGGGUCGCACACAUCAGAAGCAGUGCAGAAAAUGUUUGGCAUAGAUCCACAGACGGGCGAGAUAACUCUGUCAGACCGACUAGAUUAUGAGGUCAUUAAGAUUUAUAAAUUUGAUGUACGCGCCACUGACAAAGGCACGCCGUCGAUGGAGGGUCACAGUCGAGUGCAAGUAGAGGUUGAGGACGUGAACGACAACCCGCCGGAAAUAAUACUCACGUCUUUACCGAAACCCGUUAGAGAAGAUGCUUCGGUAGGGACCGUUGUAGCUUUAAUUAGCGCAAAAGAUUUAGAUUCGGGGGAAAACGGGAAGGUUGCUUUAAGCAUGUCGUCUGACUAUCCUUUCAAGUUAAAACCGUCAUUUUCUAACCAUUAUGAAUUAGUUACUGAUUCCCGUCUGGAUCGCGAGGAAUUUCCUGACUAUAAUAUUGAAAUAAUUGCAUCGGACACUGGGUCUCCUCCUUUCACUACGGCGAAAAAAAUAGCUGUUAAUAUAUUGGAUGUAAAUGACAACCCCCCGCUGUUCUCCCAACUAUCAUACACGGUGUAUGUUAAAGAAAAUGGAGCUCCAGGGAGAAUACUUUGUUCGGUUACAGCUUCUGACCCAGACCUGGGUGAGAAUGCCAAGAUCUCAUACUCUAUCUUGGAUUCUAAAAUCCAAGACGUGUCUGCCUCCUCGUAUAUUUACAUUAACUCAGAAAACGGCAGCAUCUACAGCAUGCACUCAUUUGACUAUGAGAAACUGAAGGUGUUUCAGAUCCAGGUGCAGGCAAAGGACCAAGGCUCUCCAUCUCUCAGCAGUAGCGCUGCCGUUCAUGUUUUUAUCCUGGAUCAGAACGACAAUGCCCCCAUGGUUAUUUACCCCUCUGCUGUCAUGGGUUCAAUUUCUCACCAGAAAAUACCCCGCUCUGCUAAAGCGGGACACCUUGUUACGAAGGUAACGGCAGUGGACGCCGACUCGGGGCACAACGCUUGGAUUUCCUAUAAAGUGGUGGAGGCUACAGACGCGUCUCUGUUUGGUGUGAAUCUUUAUACAGGCGAGGUGAGGACUAAACGCGCUGUUUCCGAGCAGGAUGACGCCUCUCAGAGGCUGCUUAUAGAAAUCAAGGACAACGGGGAGCCGGUCCAGUCCACCACAGUCACAGUUGGCAUAUUGUUAGAGGACGGAGUUCACGAGCCCAUUUCGGAUUUGCGACAGAAAGCACAAGAACCCAGCAAGAAAAACAAUAAAAUCACAUUUUAUUUGAUCAUCUCUCUGGCCUCGGUUUCCGCGGUGUCUUUUGUGACUUUUGUGAUCUUGGCGGUGAAGUGCGUUCGAAACAGCAGAAGGGGGGCGUGUUGCUGUAUCAGACGGUCUGAUUCUGACGGAUAUAAGAAUCCCAACAGAAAUCUGCAGAUCCAGCUGAACACUGACGGGCCUAUUAAGUAUGUGGAGGUUCUGGGAGGGGACAUGAUGUCUCAGAGCCAGUCGUUCAGGUCCUGCUUGUCUCCAGUGUCAGAGUUCAGUGAUUUCACUUUCGUUAAGCCCAGCAGCACUUCAGACUUUAAGGAUAUGAUCAGUGUUCUCGACGCGUCUCUACCUGACAGUGCGUGGACUUUUGAGAGUCAACAGCAAAAACCCCCCAACACUGACUGGCGUUUCUCCCAGAACCAGAGACCUGGAACUAGUGGUCAGCACAAGUACAACACGACGCAGAUAAGAUGGACGCCGUAUGGGAAAGCCAGGGCUGCCCCCCCACCCGAGGCUGCCGUAGGAACGGGACCGUGGCCCAACCCCCCCACCGAAGCUGAGCAGCUCCAGGCGCUGAUGGCCGCAGCUAACGAGGUGAGUGAGGCGACCGCCACCCUCGGACCGGGAACCAUGGGACUGAGCACCCGCUACAGCCCCCAGUUCACCCUGCAGCACGUGCCCGACUACCGCCAGAACGUCUACAUCCCCGGCAGCACCGCCACCCUGACGGCCAACCAGCAGCAGCAGCAGCAGCAGCAGCAGCAGCCCCCCCAGCCCGCCCUCCCCCAGCCCCCCCCACAGGCCGAGGCCCCCAAGGCUGCCCAGACGCCCGCCAGCAAGAAGAAGUCCGCCAAGAAGGACAAGAAGUAAACGAGCAGCCGGCCUGGAUACCCGACCACGCCCCCCUGACAACCACGCCGCCGCCCCCGUCACACCUCCUCUUCUAAGAAUGCUACGCUUUCUCUUUCGUUUGCUUUUAAGUCUGAACGUUGCAAAGUGAUGACGUGGUGAGCAUACGUGUCUUUUUUAAAAAAAAUUUUCUUGGGUUUUAAGCUUGUUUUUCCUCUAACAUAUUUUCAAAAACCUGUGUUAGUAGUGUGGAUAUAUCUUGCUGUCUGAAUAUAACACAAACUUGGUUAGCUUUUCGGUAUUGAUCCUUAAUUUUUCUGUAGGGGAUAAGGGGGGGUUGUUAAUGAUGAAAUAUUUGAUGUCUUUGAAUCCGGAUGGAUUCUUCAGAGGUGAAGUUCUAAAGAUGUAACUGAACAGUGAUUUUAAGGGCAGGGCUCUGCCCUUUAACAUAGUAUUAGAAUGGCUAUUAAUCAUUUUACUUAAUACGUGUGUCAUGUUGACUUUUUGUUUCUUCAAAAUGCAAAAUAGGCACUUCUAGUGGUGACAAGAAUGACACUAGUUUUGAGUUAAGUUUCUUAGAACAGCUUUGAUAAUCUUUGCAGUAGUUCUUAGAUACAGGCAGGUAAUUUUUGCAUGAGCCGUCCAUGAACUAGACGUAAGACCGCAGAAGUGAAACUAUGCAUCGCAUUCGGAGAACGCCUCCAGUCUUCUCCAAAACAAAUGGAAAUGCGUUUGUAGCAUUAACUUUUAGACGUAGCAAAAAAAAUUGGACUAAUCGAGUUCUGCAUUUUUAAUGGAAAAAAAUCAUAUGACUUUUUUUUUUUUCCUGCUUGUAUGACCAGCUCGAACUCAAGGUGCUCAGAGUAAAUUCGCCAACGGCAACGAGGCCAAGAUAUUAAGUCCAAUGUUUGUGCAGCGUUGUUCCACUGUAACGAGCUGGGAAUUCCAUGGUACGGUUUCGGGAAUUUUGUUCCGGGUACCAUGGAAUUCCCAGACUCCCCGGUGGCACAGUGCUGUGUGGGUCCGUCCACUGGCACAUCUCUGCAGUGGGCGGGGCCUGUGAGUACACCCGGGUGGGCACGCCUCUCCACAGAGGCAGCGUGGGAGUCCAGCGUUCUCCGCGAUCGCUUGCUGCAUGCGCCCCUGCCGACCCCGCCCCCAUUUCUCACCCGCUUAGAGAGUCCAAUCCUGAGAAUGCACUGUUUCCUCACCUCGCCCCACCCCACCCUCCCCUCCCCGUCCAACAAGCCUGCACUGCAUGAGCCGGCAGCUUCCUGAGUGUAGCCCCGCCCCUGAAGACACGGAGGGAGGGGUCAGGGGUCAGGGCGGGAGGUUGUGAAGAGGGGCCUGGGCACUGACUCACAGAUUCUUCCUGAAUGUACAGGAUGUGGUCAGUCCAGAGCUCAAGAGCUUCAGCUCGCAUUAAUGAAGAGCUUCAGGGUUGUAGAUGGGACAGGCACCACAUCAGACCUGGGUUCGAUCGCAAUCGAGUCAUAGCAUAGCUUCUAAUCCAAAAUAUGGCCACAUUAAUUGUAAUUAAACUGUAUCUUGGUAUUUGCAUUACUGAUUAUAGAGCUGUAGUUGAAACGUAGGUAGCAGUUCGUUUAACUCAUUGAUUGCUGGAUGUUAGUUGAAAUGCAUUUUGUUACUUAAGUAAAUGAUUAAUUUGCUGGAUUUCCAUUGAAAUGUAGUUACUUAUGUAACUGAUUGAUUGAUGGAUUGUAGUUGAACCCAGGUCAGAAGGUCCAUUGAUGCUGGAUCAGAACAAAUGCGCUGCUGGUAACAUAGACCUGUGGGUCUUAACUAUGAGCCAGGGUUACGAUGGUGAUAAGGGUUUAGUUACUUUCGGAAUUCUCCGGAAACCUCUUGUCAGUGGUGUGGUCUCUCUUGCUUGCUCAGCCUGUCCUAGGAGUUGCAGCAGACAUACAGUCUGUCCCUUCGCUGGUGAAGUCAGGGACAGUGAGACUGUGUGAUGGUGGAACAUCCCUUCCCCAGGAGUCUAGGACAGGCAGGCUUUGAGCUUCUCAGGCUUCAAAUAUACAGAUCGAUGACUUACAGCUCCACUCCUACCAUCAUCCUAGUACAUUAGAGCUGGAUAUUUCGGUCUCAGAUGAAGGUCACGCAGGGAGGUGAACCCACGAACUGGCAAGGCUUAGACCAAUAUUGAACCAGGGUAAGAGAGCCAAGGAAGAGGGAAAAAAAAUUCUUCACAAUAAAUGAAGGCAGUUUCUUAAUCUGCACUGACCCAAAAGCCCCUCCCGUCCAGUCCACUUCUGUAUUACCACUCUGUCCAAAUGUAAAUAAGACCCCGUCAUGUAUAAGAACCAGCUGUCUGUACGGACCAUGUUUGAAACGAGAUUCAAAAUUAAAGCUACUUUCUUGUGGCUUACUACUGGAAUGUGUUGCAUAUUUUUCAGAAAAAAAGAAAACAAAGCAAAAAAAAAAGAGAUGUUCUUCAAAGUAAGUGUAGUCAUGUAGUAUGUAAGCACCAAGAUGGCUGACUAUUCCUGAGUGUAAAUAAAAGAUAACUUUAAAAAGAUAAACACAAACGUAGAGUAGGAACUUGUGAACUGUGUUUUUUCUGUUUUGUCACUCUGUGCUUAAAAGUAAAGGCAAAAAAUAAUAAUAAUACAGAAGUUUCUAUCCAUCUACCUUUUUUAUGUGUUUGUGAUUUCUCUUUCGUGCCUGUGCUGCUGGAAUGCUGUCAUAUAAAUCAGUAUAUCUGUGUCUGCUCAUGAAUUACACUUCUAUAUUCUGCUGUAAUAUCUUUCUUAUAAAAUAGAUCAGUGCUCCUGUGUUACACUAUUAUUUUAUAUGCUAAUAUUUAUAUUGCUGUUAUAUUUUCUCUUGUACACUGACAUUUCAAAUAAAAAGUUCUUCUGAAAUCAUGAA